This is a messenger RNA of Anguilla rostrata (American eel), 858 nucleotides long. RefSeq names its product ferritin, middle subunit-like. NCBI's taxonomy places the organism in Eukaryota, Metazoa, Chordata, Actinopteri, Anguilliformes, Anguillidae. The coding region runs from base 155 to 685 and encodes 176 amino acids. Gene Ontology annotation, biological process: intracellular iron ion homeostasis; iron ion transport. The record is from RefSeq and is a predicted model, not a curated record. The transcript is spliced from 4 exons. Gene Ontology annotation, cellular component: cytoplasm. Gene Ontology annotation, molecular function: ferrous iron binding; ferric iron binding.
GAAGCCCGUCACCUGAAGUUACAGAUAACCGGAAAGUUCUUGGGUCAACAGUGCUUGAACAGAACUUGUACUACUCUACUUGAAUAUUUGUUUUUGCAGGAAUAUUUAUUGCUUGUUCGUAUUUAUAAACGUAUUUAUUUAAUCAACUGACAAGAUGGAAGCUUCUCAGAUCCGCCAGAAUUACCACCGCGACAGCGAAGCAGCAGUUAACCGGAUGGUUAAUAUGGAGCUCUUCGCAUCCUACACUUACAUGUCUAUGGCUCACUAUUUCGAGCGGGACGACGUGGCUCUCCCUGGAUUCGCGCACUUCUUCAAGGAGAACAGCAAGGAGGAGAGGGAGCACGCCGAGAAGCUGAUGUCCUUUCAGACCAAGAGAGGGGGACGCAUUUUCCUGCAGGACGUCAAGAAACCCGAGCGGGACGAGUGGAGCAGCGGUCUGGAGGCCAUGAAGUGCGCCCUGAAGCUGGAGAUGACCGUGAACCAGGCCCUGCUGGACCUGCACAAGAUGGCCGCCGACAAGACCGACCCCCACCUGUGCGACUUCCUGGAGACCCAUUACCUGAACGAGCAGGUGGAGACCAUGAAGAAGAUGGGCGACUACAUCACCAACCUCUCCAAGAUGGAGACCGCCGAAAACAAGCUGGCCGAGUACCUGUUCGACAAGCUGUCCCUGGGGAGCAGCUGAACCUCUCUGCUGGUUCAGCCCAAGUCCCUCUCAAUUCGUUUGGGGGUGAUGGCGGUGCUGCAUGCAUUCUUGCAUACAAUACACCCCCACCGACGUAUUUACAACAAAAAUGCAUUUGUCAGCCGUGAAAGCAGUCUUAUAAAAAUAAAAUAAAGUUCAUUGAAAAAAAUAUU